AUGAGAAAUUGGCUUCAUUGGCUUAGUGCAGUGAAGUCAGAAAAAUUUUUUGAAAUUCACUUGGAAACAAUAAUAGACAUUUGCCAUUCGUUUGAGAAGAAGGAUUUGGCCUCGAGGUACGAGUGCAAGAACUUGUGCCAGAGGUCCUGGUUAGAUAUAGAAAAUAUCAAAAUGAAUCAAAAUUUAAUACGUGCUAAUCACAUGGAUUAG
Clunio marinus is the source of this 210-nucleotide messenger RNA. The record is from the annotation of a GenBank genome assembly. Lineage: Eukaryota; Metazoa; Arthropoda; Insecta; Diptera; Chironomidae.